Messenger RNA from Onthophagus taurus, 3125 nucleotides. Its product is annotated as eukaryotic translation initiation factor 2-alpha kinase. The record is from RefSeq and is a predicted model, not a curated record. Gene Ontology annotation, biological process: eiF2alpha phosphorylation in response to endoplasmic reticulum stress. Gene Ontology annotation, cellular component: nucleus; cytoplasm. Lineage: Eukaryota; Metazoa; Arthropoda; Insecta; Coleoptera; Scarabaeidae. Gene Ontology annotation, molecular function: eukaryotic translation initiation factor 2alpha kinase activity; ATP binding; protein binding.
GCUGAUGUUGUAGAUAAAGUAGUUUGACAGUUUCCAAGUGAUGUCAACACCGUCGAGGUAUGCGGUUAUAUUACUAUGUGAAAACGUUGAGUUAACGUAAAAAUGAAAUUAAAAUUGUUAGAAAUUGGUUGUGGUUUUCUCUUGGGGGUUUAUUUAUUCGUUGGCGUUGCCGCCACCGUGAGACAACUUCCUCAUUGCAUCGAAAAUUCCAAUCAAGGGCUUAUUUUAGUAAGCACUUUAGAUGGCAAAUUAAGCGCUUUAAAUACUUCCGGAGUGCUGUCAUGGCAAAUUUCAACUGAUCCAGGUUCGCUUCUGAAAUCAAACAUUCAUAAUCUACAAUUAACUAAUAAUGGGGAAUGGAUACAAAUAAUUCCAUCAUUAACAGGAAGCUUGUAUAAAUUUAAUGGAAAAACUAUAGAUGCCAUUCCAAUAACAGCUGAAAGCCUUCUUAAAUCCUCCUUUGUUUAUGCCAAUGACAUAGUCAUUGCUGGGGGGAAAGAAGUAAAAACAUACGGGGUUGGACUCCAUACUGGACAUAUUUUAUAUACUUGUUCUGUGAAUGGGUGUCAUAAUAAGACACAAAACGAUGGGGAGAUUGACGACGUCAUUAUUAUCGAGAGGAACACUCUCACUGUUCAUGCUCAUGAGCCACGAACUGGAAGUGAAAGAUGGAACUUCAGUGUGGGACAUCACAACGUAAAAAUACCACAUCACGAUUGCGCAAAUUUAAUCACAACAAAGAUGGAUUUUAACAUCACAGCAAUACCUCCAGAGGGGCUUAUACAAGCAUCAAAAAUAGAAGAUAAGGAAAAUAAAUUUAUUUGGGAGAAAAAGUUUGAAUCUCCCAUCGUGGACGUUUGGAUAUGGGAUGGAAAAGAUUUGCAAAGCGUCGAUACUUUUGAAUCGGCCGCGAUUGUAGAAAAUGAUGUUAAGAAUAAUCCUCUAAUUUACUUAGCGAUGCAUAACAAACAAUUAUAUAUCCACGAAUCAAAGGAGAUGUUAAAAAAGUUGCAACACAGCCGGUAUAGCGAGUAUGAAGUAAUUGAAAGUAAAGGUGUUUUAACUAUUCCAUGGAAACCGGUUGUGGCAUCAUCUUCGGAUGUAAACACGAAAGAUCUUGACCAAUCCACCGCUAUUUCCGUUUUGUAUGGGUCAGAAUAUGUGAACGGAAAUGGAUUUUAUUUAUAUGAUGAAGAAAAGAAAGACGAAGAUGCCUACUCUUGCCCGGAUAAUUUAACCGACGCGGGAACUUUCGAAAAUGGAAUGUUAUUUCUUUGGCCACUACAAUGGCAUUGGACGAUCCAUCUAACAAUUAUUACCGCAAUUUGUGUAGCUUAUUUCCUAUGUAAUUUUGAAGUUAAAACUCAACCCGAUUGCAUAGUUCAAAUUGAUACAAAACCAGUCCCUUCCGUAUCCAACGCAACAGAACCGGAAACAUCAACUUUUACAUCACAUUACGAAUGUAGCUUCGAAACGAUUGGUUGUUUGGGUAAAGGAGGUUUCGGGGUGGUCUUUGAAGCCAAACAAAAAAUUGAUCAAUGUGGUUAUGCCAUUAAAAGAAUCACGUUGGAUAAAGAAGAAUACACCGAAUUGGUUCUGCGUGAAGUUAGAGCAUUAGCCAAUUUGGAUCAUAAGAAUAUUGUUCGAUAUUUUAAUUCGUGGUUUGAAAGACCGCCACUAGGUUUUUGUUAUGAACAUGAUAAAGAUCUGAUUGAAUCGACGUACGAUGAAACUACCCCAGUGAAAACACACAAAAAUACGCAUAAAAGGAACAAUUCCACUAUUAUUGAUAUGAGCGAAAUGGAAUCUUCUGGUGGGAUUGUAUUUUUAGAUGAAACUAAGACGGAUAAAAAGAGUGGCAUUACUAAUAAUAAAAAUCAUCAGAUAUCCACGCCAUCACAAAGUAUUUCUUACAAAACAAAAUCUCACUCAAACGAUACAAGAGAAACAUUUGUUGAACGAACCCCAAUUUAUCUUUAUAUUCAAAUGCAAUUGUGUCAAGCGGAAAGUUUAAAAGAAUGGUUGCUCGAUAACUCGGAUAAUCGGGAUAAAACGUUUUCGUUAAAUAUAUUUAAGCAAAUAGUUGAAGCAGUCGCUUAUGUUCACUCAAAAAAUUUGAUACAUAGAGAUUUAAAACCCAGUAAUAUCUUUUUCUCCAUGGAAGGAAUAAUUAAAGUUGGCGAUUUUGGUUUAGUUACUACGAUGGAUAAUAUUUCCGAUAACAGCGUGCCAUUUAACGAGUCAAUUUUGCAAAGCCAUACUAAAGGUGUUGGAACUCAACUUUACAUGAGUCCCGAGCAAAUUGAAAAGAAAAAGUACAAUUACAAAGUCGAUAUUUAUUCUUUGGGGGUGAUAUUGUACGAAUUAAUGGUUCCGUUUUCCACCGAAUCGGAAAGGAUUAGAACAUUGACUGAUUUACGCAAAGGCAAUUACGUUGAGGAAUUCGUAAACGAUCACGAUUACGAAUUUCGGGUGCUCCAAAAUAUGCUGGCGCACAAUCCGGAUGAUCGUCCGACAACGGCUCAAAUUCAAACGUCGUUGUUUUCUUAAAAACACAUCGCUGUGAUUAAUAUUUAGGGACCUGUGAUUCCUAGCGGUUAGUAUUAAGGUAUCAUUAGAUUAGCUCGAAUUAAUUUUAAAUUUUUUACUUUGUAAAAGUAUUAUUACGUUUAUUUUUCGAGAUAUUAUUACAACUUUGGAGUUCUUCAGUGAUUCGAUAAUUAUGCAUAUUUACCAGAUAUUAUAUUUAAUUACAUUAAAAUUUUGUCUUAAUAAAGUGUGAAAUCUUUCAACAUAAUCGCCGGUAAUUAUGCUUAAAUUUAUCGGAUUGUUUAUAACGUGUAUGCAAUAUUGGAUUAUAUAAGUCAUUGCUAUAACGAUUAGGUUGUGUGGAUGCUCAUUUAACAUCUUCGAUUUGAUUUUUGUUGUUAUAAUAUAAGGUAGUGUUAUUGUUGUUAAAUAAAAUAAAAUAGCGGACUCCUGGGAUGUAACAAUGCGAUAGUUUUAUUCUUAUUUCUUGUUUCCUUAAGUUUAAGAACUUAUUAGAAUUAAUAUUGAGUUUAUAUUCCCUUUAUUCGACUGCGUAUUUUAAUAUAUAUAUUAAUUAAAUAAAUUUUUAUAAAUAA